AUGGCCAACUUGACUAGAGAGUUCAUCCGCGCCCGCCAUGCACGAUCUCGCUACGUGGGCGAAUGGAACCGGCUGGUCCAAAAGGCUGCUGAGCUUCAGGCCGUACUCGACUCCGCUGCCUCCAAGAAGCUCGACUUUGGCGAAGACCAUUCGCAAACGCCACCGUGGGCUCGCGUCACCGUCCUCACGCCUUAUUCGCGAUACCUUCUUCACUUUCACAUCAUGCCGUAUGUCCGGCUCUUCGGCGGAGUUGUGCUCUCUUUGGCAUCUGCGUGCAUCGUGUGGUCAGAAGUCGUGAAGGUCGCUCUUCCGAAUUGGUCCGUCAUCCGAUUCACUGUCGUGCACCACUGGCAAGUGGCGAAGCUCAGCGUCCCGCUUUCGUACAACUUCAUGACCCUUUUGUCGCCCAAGAUAUACAAGCAGACAGUCUUUUACGGCUUCCUUGGACAGCUAAUCGACUUCACACCGCUAGGAAGAUGGUUCGAUUACAUCUUCCCCAUCCUCAUCCUAUUCCCCGUAUUCGCCACCCUCUUUGGCAUCUAUGGACGCGUUAAGCGCCUACUCGGAUUCGGCAUCGACCUAGUGGAUGACGAAGAGGAGGGCGGAAGGAGGGCGAACGGCAUAGGUCUCUGGAGGGAGGGCCGUGAUCUCAUCGGCCGAGACCUGAGCGGCCAUGCCCUCUCGCGCCGUCGGGAAGAUGCCAUUGGGCCAUCCGGGCGUUCCGCACCCAUCUUAUCCAUCCCGUCCGCACGCGGCGCGGGUGCGUCCUCGCCAUCUCCUCUCAGGUCUCCCGCAAGAUCGGGCCACGCACGCCGUCUGGGGCAAAACGCGCGAGAUCAAGCCUACGUAGAUGAUCCCACGGGAGACGAGAACUUUUCCAACUCCUCGGCCACCGUAUGA
Parascedosporium putredinis is the source of this 900-nucleotide messenger RNA. NCBI's taxonomy places the organism in Eukaryota, Fungi, Ascomycota, Sordariomycetes, Microascales, Microascaceae. The record is from the annotation of a GenBank genome assembly.